Epinephelus lanceolatus (giant grouper) is the source of this 1176-nucleotide messenger RNA. Its product is annotated as bifunctional protein GlmU-like. The record is from RefSeq and is a predicted model, not a curated record. NCBI's taxonomy places the organism in Eukaryota, Metazoa, Chordata, Actinopteri, Perciformes, Serranidae.
AGCAUGCUCAGUUCCACUCAAACUGUGUGUGAGGGUCUUACAUGUGUGUGACUGUAAAUGAUCAACUCAAGUGUUUGUGCUCAGAGUUUAGUCCCCUCAGGAGCCUCAGACUCGGGCAGAAUGAGUUCAUCAGGUGGAGGGUCAUCCCUGCAGGUCCAUGCGGUCCGGUUGGGUCCAGGUCAGGAGCUGUUGGGAUCUCUGCAGGCGUUUGUGGAGGAGAGGCGACUCAGAGCGCCGUUCAUCAUCACCUGUGUGGGCAGCGUCACAAAGGCAACACUCCGGCUGGCCAACGCCACGGCAACAAAUACAAAUGAGGUGAUCCACCUCAGUGGGAGGUUCGAGAUCGUCUCCCUGGUCGGCACACUCAACCGAGACGCCCACGUCCACAUCUGCCUGUCGGACGGGGAGGGCAGGACGGUUGGGGGUCACGUGAUGGGAGACCUGGAGGUGUUCACCACAGCCGAGGUGGUCAUCGGCGAGGCGGUCGACCUGCAGUUCACCAGGGAGAUGGACGAACGGACGGGUUUCCCAGAGCUAGUCAUUCAACAGCAAUAAUCUGACAGAUGAAGGAGUCAAGCAAGGGUUGUCUUAUAUGUUGAAAAAGGUGAAACUUUAAUAAUUUAUAUCCAGUGUAUAAUUUCAUGAUAACUCUAUUGUAGAUUUAUAUACAAAUAAACUGGCUUUACUGAGCUACUGUACUGCAAAUUAUAUUCUGCAAAUAUUUUACAUUAUUAGACAGUUAAUACUGGUGAAUCGAUGCACAAGUAGCUGUCAGUGGAGCUGCUUUUACUUACAUUAGACAGUGAAGUUUGGUAGUUUGUGGAUCCCAACCUGCUGCACAGAUUAAUAUUAAUAUUCCUAUUCUUUUUAUUUUAUUUUAUUUUAUUUUUUAUUAGAAUAGUUAUUUAAAUGAACGUAUAUCUGGGAAAGUCCCAGAAACAUCUGAGGCAUGACAAUGGGGCCAAACUAAACCAGCCGCUGGUUUUAUCCACGUGGCGACUAUCAGUAGAUCAGCAAUAAACUGUAAGAAGCUUGUUUUGAUGUUAUAAGAGUCAUUUUACGUGUUACAGAACAGCUUUACAUUCAUUGUGGAACUGCACAGAGUAAUGCUGCUCCUCAUAGUCAGCAUUUUUGAACAUUGCAAUAAAUUGCCAUUAAACAAAACCAACAGAUGAA